GCUGUCCUCGUCUCUGAGAGUGUCUAUUUGUGAAUGUGAGAGCAGAGAGUGGAGACAGAGAGAGGCAGAGAAGCACGAUGGCUGCAGUCACAUGGAUUCAAAUGUCUUCAUUUCUGCUGCUGAUGCUUCAGGUUAAAGCAGCAACAACAGGAAACACUUUGUCCUCCUUCACUGUCAGAGCUGGACACGACACCAGUUUGUCCUGUGAAAAUGUGAUAGAUGGUCAACAAAACUGCUUCAGUACUACCUGGAUGUUCAGUGGUUCAACAGGAGCAGCAGUAGAGCUGGUUGUUCAUGGACAGAUUACAGAGAACACUGAAGCUAAAUCAGACAGACUGAGUGUUGCAGUGAACUGUUCUCUGGUUAUAAAGAAGGUCACAGAUGAUGAUGUCGGUCGUUACACCUGCAGACAGUUCAGAACAAGAGGAGGACAACAAGAAGGAGGAGAUACUGUCGUUUAUCUGUCUGUUAUUCACAUGACUGAACGUGAGAACAAUGAUGAAGUCAUCUUGAACUGCUCUGUGUGGACACAUGAACCCUGCAGACACUCAGUGCAGUGGCUGUUUGAGGGUAAAGAGAACAUGAAGGUGAAAGCAGGUUCCUGCUCUGACACUGUGACAUUUACAAGAUCUCAACUUAAUCAGAAGUCACAGUUUUAUGAGUCACUGAAGUGUAAAGUGACACACGAUCACACUAACAAUGAGCAGCUGUUUCCCUCAAACUCAAGUGAAGAUGCCAAAACAACAACAACAACAACAACAACAACAACAACAAGUACAGCAGCAACAUCUACCACAGAAUCACCAACAUCAGCAUUUACACCAAAGACCUCAGGUUAG
Messenger RNA from Archocentrus centrarchus (flier cichlid), 839 nucleotides. RefSeq lists its product as uncharacterized. Bases 78 to 839 code for a protein of 253 amino acids. The record is from RefSeq and is a predicted model, not a curated record. Lineage: Eukaryota; Metazoa; Chordata; Actinopteri; Cichliformes; Cichlidae. The transcript has 5 exons.